AUGCAAAGUAAGUUAUGUAUACGGUUUGUUAAUUUGGCUUUUGAAGAAAUGAAACAAAAACAUCUGAAAAAUGAACUUUUAAUGUUAUUUUAAUUUAAAAUUUAAAAAAUUAGCAAUCGAUGCUGGUCAAUUAAUUAUGGGUCAGAGAGAAGAGGCCCAAAAUGAAAUAACCUCAAGAAAUUGGUACAAAGUUACCUGUCUUUUUUAACUUUAUUUUCUAAUUUUCAUUCUAAGAAUCCGUAGACAACAUAACUUAUUCCAAAUUUUAGAAUUUGGGCCCGGAUGGGAAUCACGGACUUUAGUUGGAUUUGUCAAUUCAGAGGAGAAAAACGUGACCGUUCACGAUAUAAUGGCAUCAUGGAGAGAUCCAUUUGACUUUAACAUUGUAAUUUAUAAUGUGAGUUUAACACAGGGAUUUAUUAUUAAGUACAAGGCCUGUCAGCACAGAUAAUGUACUUACCGUAGGACGGGGGGGGGGCUCGUACGUAUAGCUGGAUGUUGUGGAACUUGCCGUUGGGAAGGGCUCGGCAUAGUACUAAAUGUCUUUUAGUGGUAUAUCUUAAGGCCGAGAAAGAACGGAAAGAGAACCGUUCAUAGUUAUGUUCUUAUAAUUUCAAAAAUUUCAGAGCACCGCCAAGUCUGUUGAAAGAACGAUACCUCUAAAACAAGAAGCUACUUUUGAAUACAUUGUCACUUUAAAAUGGACUUGUAAAAGCCAAAGAUACGGUCUUAUCAUAAACCUUAACUAUACCGACUCGAGGGGAAAACACCUUGUUGACACUGCCUUUAAUGGUACCGUAAUGAUCCAAGAACUUCAAAGGCCUUUCUGUUUAAAAACUGCUCUUUGUACGCUUGUUGUUUUUGUCGCUGGCACAUUUGCUGCGAUGAAGUUUCUUGAAGCUCUCGCCAGGGUACGUUUUUUAAUUUUAAUAUUAUAGUUGAAAGUGUUGAUUAUCGAAAACUUUUUUGACCCAGCCCUUGAGGUUGUUGUUGCCGGCUUGGCACGGCUUGUUAUGAACACUAGGAAAAGCAGAAAGAAAGUGGAGAAGCGUCUACAUACCGUCCAUUCUAUCUCUUUAUUGUUAUGUCGAUGUUAUAUAAAACUUAUUUUCAAAAAUUUCAGCUCGAUGACGGGUCGUCGCCACCAACUUGUGCAGAAUGGGUGCAACAACUUGACAGACCCCCAUACACCAGCGGGUUUUUAAGUAAAAUAUGUACGUGCAACAAAAAGUAUAGACCACGUGUGUAAAACCUUUAUCAAGUAAAUAUUAAUAUUAUGUCAUGGGAACGGUUUUUUAAAAUACGAAUUCAAUACUUUAUGAUUAUGAACGUUGGUCGGUCGGAUUACGGUAGUUAACAGUAAUUCUAAACACAAGUUUUGAAUUACGAUAUUAUUCAGUAGAUUUGUUGAAAAGUGUAAAAAGGCUAAUUCGCUGUAUUGUGCAAAAUUUUUUUAAAAUAGAAAAUCAUUCCCUGAAGGUAUUUGUAGUUACAAAUUCGAGAAUUCAAAAAUAGCAAACUGUUGUUCAUUUUAGAGAAGGGCAAGCAAAGCUGGCAAUGGCUGAAGAAGUAA
This is a messenger RNA of Bursaphelenchus okinawaensis, 1573 nucleotides long. The record is from the annotation of a GenBank genome assembly. NCBI's taxonomy places the organism in Eukaryota, Metazoa, Nematoda, Chromadorea, Rhabditida, Aphelenchoididae.